AUGAGACGGGCUCCGUUGUGUAAUGUAGCUCCGAACCUUUGGAACAAGCUGUGGAGUUCAAAAAUUCUGGAGCGUCACAAAGUCCUUUGGUGGAGUAUCCUCUCGAAUGCGCUACCUGUUAGGGCUAUCCUUUCUAAGAGAAUGGUUAUUGAUGAAACCUCCUGCCCCUUUUGUGGUAAUAGUGAUGAAACUAUGGAGCAUUUAUUUCUCUAUUGCGAUCUGGCGUCUCACCUUUGGAGAUCUUCCCCUUGGGGAGUGAUGCCUGUUGUGGAAUCUGGGGUACGUAUGUGGGACUGGGUUAGUUUUCUUUGGAACCUUAGGACCAGAGGAGUGGAUACAGAUGGUUUAUUCCUUUAUGCUUCUAUCGUGGUGGACACGAUUUGGAGGGCUCGAAACGACAAGGUUCAUAAUAACAAUAUGGGUAGCUUGAAACAUUAUAUUGAUUCUAUAAAUUAUUGUUAUGCUGAUUAUGGAUCCAGUUUACUCAAGUCUCGACAGGUUGCUGAUACUCUGAAUUGGUCCCCCCCGCCUGAGGAUUGGGUCAAGAUCAACUGCGAUGUCAAAGUCGGGGUGGAAUCCAUGUGUGUGGUGGCAAUUGCCAGAGAUCAUACGGAAUCGAUUUUGUGGGUGGUGACUAACAAGCUCCCUUCACUGACUCUCUUAUCGGGGAAGCGGCGGCUUGUAUAUUAG
Messenger RNA from Cannabis sativa, 690 nucleotides. RefSeq lists its product as uncharacterized. Bases 1 to 690 code for a protein of 229 amino acids. The transcript has a single exon. The record is from RefSeq and is a predicted model, not a curated record. Lineage: Eukaryota; Viridiplantae; Streptophyta; Magnoliopsida; Rosales; Cannabaceae.